AGACACCAAAUUUCGGAGAGGCAAGGUGGCACUGGCGGUUCACGCCCCUUAUCUUCUUCUCCUCCCUUUUUUCCUUCUUACAGUUAACCCAAAUCCGCGGACAUGGACAGGAUGGUUCCACUGCCGGCGUCUAGUCCCAACAUGGCCGCCCACGGCCAACACGGCAUGAUGCACAUGACCUUUUUCUGGGGCGAUCGGGUCCAGAUCCUAUUCUCAGGCUGGCCUGGUGACCGCGGCUUCGGUGUCUAUCUUCUCGCCCUAUUUCUAGUGGCCAUUGCCGCCGCCGCCGUGGAGUGCCUCUCCACCCUUUCUCGCCGCCACGCUCAGCCACCUACCGCCUCCGCUGGCGCCAGGGCUUCCAUUGGAUUGGCUCUCACCGUUCUCCACACAUUGCAGAUGGGGUUGCUCUACCUCGUGAUGCUUGCAGUCAUGUCAUUUAACGUCGGAGUUCUCAUUGCCGCUGUUCUUGGACAUGCCGUCGGGUAUUUUAUCGCUGGGAGCGGCACGUUCAAUUGGGCCGGGCACGGCGGUGGCCAGAUCUCCGUUGGUCCUGAUUUUGCUAAGUGCUAGAAAUAUUAAAUAAAUUAUGAACAAAUAAGGAUAUCUACUACCGGAAGGAAAAGGAGGAGGUUUGGGGAGUGCGCAGUGCAUUCAAGCUUCUCCAGAUUGCUAAUGAGUUCAGUAUCUUUGAAGGUUAUUAUUUUUAUCAAGUUUAAUGUUACUUUUAGAAAAGUAUUUUAAUGUAUGUAAAGUUUGCUUGAUGCUGGUGACAACUUGUGAUCCAAAGGCUGAUGACAACGCUUGUUCAGGACAAAUUUGUUUUGGUUUUCAGGCUUUUUUAAUGCUACAUGAAUCUGUGCUAUGUGAAAUGAAAAAG
This is a messenger RNA of Phalaenopsis equestris, 877 nucleotides long. Its product is annotated as copper transporter 6-like. The record is from RefSeq and is a predicted model, not a curated record. Gene Ontology annotation, cellular component: plasma membrane. The coding region runs from base 103 to 570 and encodes 155 amino acids. Gene Ontology annotation, molecular function: copper ion transmembrane transporter activity. NCBI's taxonomy places the organism in Eukaryota, Viridiplantae, Streptophyta, Magnoliopsida, Asparagales, Orchidaceae. Gene Ontology annotation, biological process: copper ion transmembrane transport; intracellular copper ion homeostasis. The transcript has 2 exons.